Molecule: messenger RNA, 1656 nt
Organism: Thyridium curvatum
Lineage: Eukaryota; Fungi; Ascomycota; Sordariomycetes; Thyridiales; Thyridiaceae
Exons: 2
Coding region: 1-1656 (551 amino acids)
Biological process (GO): mRNA splicing, via spliceosome
Cellular component (GO): U4/U6 x U5 tri-snRNP complex
Molecular function (GO): U6 snRNA binding; U4 snRNA binding; protein binding
Source: RefSeq, a predicted model, not a curated record
AUGAUGCACCCGUCGCGUCAGGCGUACGUGGAGGAGGCUGAAUCCGAGGUAAGGCUUCCUCCCCAACAUCACCUCCCCGAGGCUUCAGGGCAGCUCAAAAGGACAGCUUCUAACCUAGCACCUCCUUCUAUUCUACAGGACAGGGGUAUCGAUCUAGCAGAUCUUCCCACCGACCGUGACUAUGACAUCCCUUCUACGGCCACAGGCGUUGCUCCGGAAAAGGCGUCGGCGAUACUCGCGCAGUUCGAACGCAAGCGCUUGGCAGCUUCUAUCAUUGUUCCAACAGACGAUGGCAAAGUUCGCGCCAAGCUACGAGAACUCGGGGAGCCGAUCACGCUGUUUGGCGAAGAUGUCGCAGACCGACGCUCUCGAUUGCGCGAGCUGCUUACGGUCCAGGCAGAGCAAGGCACCCUCGAGAAGCCAGACGUUGACAUGGAGGAUGCAGGAGAGGCGGAGGAACAGGAGGAGCAGGAGGAGGAAUUCUACACAACCGGCGGCCAGCAACUGCUUGAGGCACGGAUAGACAUCGCGAAAUACUCCCUGCCGCGGGCGAAGCAAAGGGUCUCGUUCCAAAAGGCCGAGUCGAAGAUUCCCUUGCGAACACACGUCAAAUUCCGGAAACACAUCAAGGAACGACUACAGGGGUUCGAGCUGCAGGCCAGUCAGCCGAUAGGCGAACGCAACAUCAGUAUGACGAGGAUCUCGCCCAAUGGCGAGAUGGUGGCGGUAGGGAACUUUGGAGGCACCUUGUCCCUGGUCGGGGUACCCAACCUGGAGACGAUCAAGACGUUCCGCGGCCACACCCAAAAGAUCAGUGGCAUCUCCUGGUUUCCAGGGUCAACCUUGCCAGACUCCAAUGUCUCCUCCGAGGCUGUAAACCUGGCCUCUGGAGGUGCGGAGGGCAAUAUUCAUCUAUGGUCUCUCACCCAGGAAACCCCGCUAUCAACUCUUUCGGGCCACAGCCAGCGAGUUUGCCGGGUGGAAUUCCACCCCUCUGGCAAAUACCUUGCCUCGGCCUCCGAUGACACGUCGUGGAGGCUUUGGGACGUGGAGACAACCUCUGAGCUCUUGUUGCAAGAGGGCCAUUCCCGCGGUGUUUACGCUGUCAGCUUCAAUACGGACGGCGCGUUGCUUGCUAGCGCCGGGACGGACAGCAUCGGGCGGAUCUGGGAUCUACGCACAGGGCGGACUGUCAUGAUCCUUGACGGGCACAUGGACGGACACAUCAAACCGAUUUACGCCUUGGAUUGGGGCUCUGAUGGGCACCGAGUUCUGAGUGGGUCGGCAGAUGGUUGGGUCAAGUGCUGGGAUGUCCGGAAGGUCCAGCGCGGCGGUGGUGUUGGUGCACAUAGCAGCACCGUAUCAGACCUGAGAUGGUACAAGGGGCUCGACGACCCUCUCCUGGGCACGGCGCCCGGCGUGGACGACAAGGGAGUACAGCAACCGAAAAAGGCGUCGACAUUCUUCGUGUCGAGUGGGUUUGACCAGAAGGUCAACAUUUACUCGGCGGAUGACUGGUCGCUGGUCCAGUCUCUGAGUGGCCACACCGCCCCAGUCAGCAGUGUCGAUGUGAGUCGUGACGGCAGGUGGAUUGUCAGCGGUGGUCACGACAAGACUGUCAAGCUCUGGGGCCGUGAUGACGGUGAGCCGUUCUAA